CGAGCGCUUUUGCGGGGACCGCGACACUCGCUCUCUACAAGUGUAGCGUAGAGCGAGUCCGGCCAGCGGCCACGACGCACGUUAGUCUCGAUUCCGCGCGCGCGCGAAACGAUCUCUCGGUAUUUCCAAAAAAUCGGCGCAACCGAUUUUCUCGCUUCUUUUUUUUUUGCGAAACAAGUCGCAAGAUCGGUAUUAUCUAAACUGUGUGAGUGUGGUCCAAAAGUGGUACGACGAGAUGCUGUUCGUUGCGGCGCUUGCAGUCUGCUGCGCAUCGGCUCUGGCGGCCGGUGGCUACCAUGGAAACCCCCGGGAAGUCGUGUUUCCGGGACCGAUUUCAUCGAGGUCCAACGGCGGCGCCGCCGCCGCCGCGCCCGACAAUCAGCUAGUGAGAUCGUUAGAAUUAGCUAAGCAGAUCAACAGGGUGCAGUCGGUCGAGGAGUUCUACAAGCUGAUCAACGUCAUUCCCUCGGAGCUGUCCUAUUCCGUUGGCUCAGUUACAGAUCGUUUCGGCGGAGCUGAACGCUCGAACGCGAUAGUUGCGAAACAAGCGGUAUGCAUGCCGGAGCUGCAGGUGGUACCGGUCCUGGAGAAUCCGGACCCCGCGGCUGUCUACUACCCCAGCUGCGUGCGCAUCAAACGCUGCGGAGGAUGCUGCAACCACGAGCUGCUCUCCUGCCAGCCCACGGCCACCGAGAUACGUAAUUACGAGAUCCACGUAACGAAGAUCGAAGAAGACUUGGGCCAGUAUAAUGCCUUCAAAGAAAUCGUGCCGCUCGAGGAGCACACUGCCUGCAAGUGCCAUUGCAAAGUCAAAGAGAAGGACUGCUCGGAAAAGCAGUACUACAGCGAGCACGAGUGCAGGUGCAUAUGCAAGAACCUCGACGAGGAGGACAAGUGCCGGCAGCAGAACGAGAAGAAGUACUGGAACGCAAGCAGUUGCUCGUGCCAGUGUCGCAAGGUCGAGGAAUGCUCCACCGGCUUUUUCUUCGAUCAGAACCUAUGCAGCUGCAAACCCCUGCCGAUCUCGAGGCACUGGUUUAGCGACGAGAGGAGAACCGGUUAUAACUUCAGGCAGCCUACUGGAAAACCCAAGGAGACACCGCCCGUCAUUGUCACCCUGGACGCCAGCGAUCCCAGGAGAAAACACAAAGAGGAUCCCGAGUACAAGUGAACUUGGCCUGCGUCGACAUUGAUUUUGCGCUCGCAAUGACUCUUCUCCGUCUAUUUUCGUGCAAACAUAUUGUGCAAUUUUCAACACUUUUCGAUCAUCGGGAAUAUCGCAGUUGACGAAGGAAUGCAUAUGGUACGCGCGAAGCCACGCCUAAACUAACGGUACUUCCGCACGAAUUAAUAAGAAGCGCAGUGAAAAAAUGUCCGCCGCAUACGAUCGGAAUACAUUAUUAUUACAAUCCCACACUGCACUUUAUCGCUUCGGAAUUCAGAUAAGCACUUUAUACACUUGCGAAGGAGAUACAAGCCCAGGUGCGAGAAGAAACGUCGGCAAUUCGCCGUAUUUUACUUUGCACAUAUCAUUAUCGCGACUCGAUAUGUUGUGCGCUCCCGUGUUCGUCGCCUUUUUAAACGCGCGCAUACACUUUUUUUCGAAGCGCGACUGCAUUUGUAAAUAGAUUUUUUCAUUUUGUAAACGACGCGCUAAUCGCUUCUAUAAAAAUGAUUGCGUCACGUUUGUAAUACAUUCGUCGAUCAAUAAUUUAUGGUUGCAAGGCCGAUCCGAUGGCACCGAGUACUUAAGCCUUGAAGUAUUUUAUAUAUUCCAUAUUAUACUUUGCGUCCGGUCUUCUAACGCUCGGAAGACUGCACUCUGCAGAUGAAGUUAAAGUAUUUUAAGCUGUUUGUGUACUUAUAAUGGUAUUAUAUUUUACGAGAUUUAGUUUUAAUUAUUGUGAUAUGAUCAAUGUUGUACGUUACAGUUUUAUGUUAAAUAUUUUUUAGAUAUAGAAAGCGAGCUAUGAAGUAUUUCAAAUCAUAUUUUUAGUUGAAACGCAUUGUACUUAAAUACUUUGGAUUUUAUUGUAAUAAAGAAAUGAAUUUUAUUACGCUAAAUAUUGACUACGGCGUAGUUUAUUACUAUAACUAUUGAUAAAUGUAUUUUAGAUAUAACUUUAAAUAUAUGAAUUACAUACACAUACCACUGCUAUAUGCGUUAACAUUUACAAAAUCGAAUAAUGUGAUGUAUUUGAUACUUGAAUAAUACUAUCGAAUACUUGAAAAUUCGUUCUUAAUAUACAUUUAUAAGGCACUUUUAUGAGGAAGAGAGCUCCUUAAUACAACGAUCAGAUCAUUGAAUACUUUUUACACUACUAAGUCCAAUAUUUAAUAAGGGUAUAUUUGCAAUAAUAAUUCUUUAAGACGAAUAUUUAUACCUGUUUUGAUCGAAAAACACUUGAUUGAGCGUGCUUCUAACUGUUAUUCUAACUAACAGUCUAUAAUCUCUGGAAGAAUCCAAAAACUUAUGUUUCACAGUAAAUGUUGCUAAUAGCACUAAUUAAAACAAAAUAUUGAGUACAAAAA
Nasonia vitripennis (jewel wasp) is the source of this 2532-nucleotide messenger RNA. It is a transcript of the gene Pvf1, whose product is annotated as vascular endothelial growth factor A-A. The record is from RefSeq and is a predicted model, not a curated record. Gene Ontology annotation, molecular function: growth factor activity; growth factor receptor binding. The transcript is spliced from 6 exons. Gene Ontology annotation, cellular component: membrane. NCBI's taxonomy places the organism in Eukaryota, Metazoa, Arthropoda, Insecta, Hymenoptera, Pteromalidae. Bases 236 to 1171 code for a protein of 311 amino acids. Gene Ontology annotation, biological process: positive regulation of cell population proliferation; positive regulation of protein autophosphorylation.